Notechis scutatus (mainland tiger snake) is the source of this 2019-nucleotide messenger RNA. NCBI's taxonomy places the organism in Eukaryota, Metazoa, Chordata, Lepidosauria, Squamata, Elapidae. The record is from RefSeq and is a predicted model, not a curated record.
AUGCAGUCUCCCAAAAAAAGCUUGGUUUGCAACUUAAACCACGUUCACUUGCAGCACAUCUCCUUGGGGCUCCACCUCUCGAGGCGGCCAGAACUUCAGGAGGACGUCAACACCUUGGGGCCAUCCAGGGAACAAGUGGGUUGCCACGAAUGCGAGGAACGUGGUGGCCAACUGGUCCCAAGCCUGGUGGACGCCAACUCCAACAACCCAUCGUUGCCUUGCCGGUGUUGUGAGGCUCACCCGGUAUCAUCUGAGGUCAAGCAGGGCCUCCAGACUCUGUCUUCCUUGACCAACCGCCCAACCGUCAAUGAUGAUGAAGAAGAAGAGGUGGAGGAGGAGGAGGAAGAGGAGGAGGAGGAGGAAGCAUCUCCUUCAGACCCAACGUCUUCAUCCAUCAGCAGCUGCUCGGAUCUCAGCUUAGACGAAUCUCCUGUCUCGGUGUACUGCAAGCCCUUCCCUGCUGAAGAGGCCCGCAGUCCAGAAAUCCAACCGAAUAUUGUCCCCUUGGAGGACACGCAGAAUGUUCUGGCCCACCACCAAGAGAGAGGUCCAAACCUUAACGUCCCCAGGGUUGAACAUCCUGAGGCCCAUAUCUGGGAUAGUCCAGACAGCUUGUACAGCAGCAGCUCACCGGAAUCUCUAUCGGACAACUCUUCUCCUUGUCCAGGAAGCCCAGUUGGAUCUUCUCAAACUGGGUCCGUCAAGGUUCCUCCUCUUGUUCCACCCCCUGUCCGCCCCUGCAGGGCACCUCCUGCGGUGCCAGUGGUCCCCCCUUGUGGCCCGGAGGUAGAUUCCAACUGCAACGCUCUCCCAGCCCAUCAGGUCGAGCCCAGCAGCAUCUCCUUGGGCCAAGUAGACAUCAACUCCAACCGAGCCACGCCAGCAGGGUCUCGUUUCGGAGGCGUGCCUCCUCCGAUUCCCCCUCGGACCAAAAAGGGUCUUCAGGGGUUGAGAAGAAGUGAAGGGGGGAAGCCACUUCCAGAGGUGGCCCCUCCUGAACGUGCGGAGCACCAGAUCCACCGCGGUGAACCCCAAGGAGAAACAUCUAAGAAGAUCAUCACCUCCUUCCAUGAGUUGGCUCAGAAGAGGAAGAAGAUGGCCUCCGCGCCGCCCAAGAAGGACCAAAGCGAUUGGCUGAUUGUCUUUUCUCCGGACACCGAGAUGCCUCCAUGUCACGAGCUCUCCUGGGAAACUGGCCAGGAGACCACCAAGUUGUCCACUUCCCUGGUGGAAACUUCUCCUCCUACCCUCGGUCUCCAACGAGGGGUUAUCACGUUCAAGGACCUCCGUCAUCGGAAGCAGAACAGCCAAGGGGGCACCAAGGCGGGCAACCCAAGCCACCACCGUGGGCAUCUUGGUCAAGGGGUCCCUGACGGUCACACCGGGCAAGAGACGAGCGACUCGGAGCCCGCGGCCAAUGGACACUCGUGGGGCGUGAAGGAAAUCCCGCCCCGGGUGAAGAGGCCUCGCCCGGGUCUACAGCCAAUUGUAGAAGGAGGUUCUGACGAGGGAGAAGAUGUAGGAGUCAAGCCAAAACAGCUUGGGAGACCCUUGGAGACUGAACCCGAGGAAAAGUGGGAUCCCAACAUCUGUAGGAUGGCAGAGACAGGAGACAGGGAGGCCCCUAAAGCUUUCCCCACCCACCAGGUGCCUGAGCUGUCACUUGGAGCCCGAGACCCCCUGGGAAAGCGGGGUGGAAAGGGUCCCUGGGGGAAAGCUAUGAGCGCCAAGGACUCGGGAGCCCCUCGGCAACCGCUGCUGGUGGCCGUCAGCGCUUCCGUGGACAAGAUCGUGGCUCAUUUCAGCGCCGCCAGGAACCUCGUUCAAAAGGCCCAGCUGGGGGACAGUCAGCUCACCCCCAACGUGGGGGACCUGAUCCUCCACACGCUCUGCCCCGCCUUGCACGCCCUGGUGGCCGACGGCCUGAAGCCGUUUCAGAAGGACGUCAUCACGGGACACCGACCCAGUUCUCCGUGGAGCGUCAUCGAAGCUUCGGCCAGGCCAGGUAGGUGGGGAUGA